AUGCAUGAUCCGAAAGAUAGUCAUAUGUCCGCUCUUAAGCGAAUAAUUCGGUACAUACAAGUUACUCUUGAGCAUGGUUUGCAUCUUUAUCCAUCAUCUAUUUCUACACUUAUAUCCUAUACUGAUGCUGAUUGGGGUGGGUGUCCCGAUAUGAGGCGAUCUACUUCCGGAUAUUGUGUAUUUUUGGGUGAUAAUUUGAUCUCUUGGUCAUCCAAACGCCAGGCUACUCUUUCCAAGUCUAGUGCUAAGGCAGAGUACAGGGGUGUUGCCAAUGUAGUUUCCGAGUCAUGUUGGAUUCGAAAUCUAUUAUUAAAGUUACAUUGUCCGAUUAAAAAGGCGAAUUUGGUGUAUUGCGACAAUGUGAGUGCUAUUUACCUUUCUGGUAAUCCGGUACAACAUCAACGUACCAAGCAUAUCGAGAUGGACAUACUUUUUGUCUGUGAGAAGGUGGCUAGGGGUGAAAUUCGAGUCCUCCAUGUUCCCCAUAGGCACCAAACAUCUUCACGAAAGGACUACCACGAGUGCUCUUCAAGGAUUUUAGAGAUAGUCUGA
Chenopodium quinoa (quinoa) is the source of this 552-nucleotide messenger RNA. RefSeq lists its product as uncharacterized. Lineage: Eukaryota; Viridiplantae; Streptophyta; Magnoliopsida; Caryophyllales; Amaranthaceae. Bases 1 to 552 code for a protein of 183 amino acids. The record is from RefSeq and is a predicted model, not a curated record. The transcript has a single exon.